Messenger RNA from Ictalurus punctatus (channel catfish), 991 nucleotides. RefSeq lists its product as uncharacterized. The record is from RefSeq and is a predicted model, not a curated record. Lineage: Eukaryota; Metazoa; Chordata; Actinopteri; Siluriformes; Ictaluridae. Gene Ontology annotation, biological process: chemokine-mediated signaling pathway; immune response; lymphocyte chemotaxis. The transcript has 7 exons. Gene Ontology annotation, molecular function: chemokine activity; CCR chemokine receptor binding. Gene Ontology annotation, cellular component: extracellular region. The coding region runs from base 16 to 711 and encodes 231 amino acids.
CAGUGUAUAUAUAAGAUGGAGAGCAGCUCACUCAUCCAGCACUCGACUCCUGUCUCCUGGAUCUCGAACUCUCACUCUGGUCCGUCUCUGUGUGAAAUCAGACUUUCUGCUAGAAUGAGGAACCUGACGGCUCUGCUGUUUCUGCUGUCGCUCUGCUCUCUUCAGCUGGUGUCUAGCGUUCCCACCAGUUUCAACCACAUCACUCAGUGCUGUACAGGUACAAGUACAGUGAAGAUCCCUUUGAAGAUCAUUGUGACCUACUGGUGGACCAGCAAGAACUGCCCCAUAAAGGCCAUUGUCUUUGAGACUCUAAAUAACGGAACGCAUUACCGCUGUGUGGAUCCAACAGCUGUUUGGGUCAACCAUCACAUGAAAGCAGUGGAUCGUAAAAACAAAAAACUACUUUCUGCUAGAAUGAGGAACCUGACGGCUCUGCUGUUUCUGCUGUUGCUCUGCUCUCUUCAGGUCUCUCCCGGCAGUACGGACUUCAGGAUUACCUGCUGUAAAAAAACAACUAUAGUAAAGAUCCCUUUGAAGAGCAUUGUGACCUACUGGUGGACCAGCAACGACUGCCCCAAAAAGGCCAUUGUCUUUGAGACUCUAAAUAACGGAACGCAUUACCGCUGUGUGGAUCCUACAGCUGUUUGGGUCAACCAUCACAUGAAAGCAGUGGAUCUUAGAAACAGCACCACUGUAACAGCAAAACCCUGAAUCUCAGCGUUAGAUGGGUUUUCAACACCGAAGACCAACCUAAUAUAUAGAACAAAUUUUGAUAUUACUCAUACAAUAGACAUUACAGCGUAUUCUCACCUCUGAGUCUCAGUGUGACAGCACCGCCUGGUGUUUUUAAGAGUUCAGUAUUACUGUCUGUUCCGUUUUCAUGUUUGUUCCAAAUUAAUGAAUCUGUAAAAUGAAAUGAAUGGUGUUAUGCACAUAUAACAUUUAACUUUUUUUAAAUAAAUAGUAAAAUUGUGCAGAAUUUUUUGUGGUU